AAAAAAAAAAAUUAAACAAAAGUAUACAUUUUUACAGAAGUGAAAUGAAGUCGUUCCCAAAUACCAAAACAGAGCUAACUAUAUUUACCACUCAUAGCUCUUGGUGUUAAAAAACUACGGCCAACAUGCGAAUCAAUCACCAUAACCAAGAGAAGAGGAUAAUAUGUGUUGUAAUAAUACAAAGCAUAUUAUUGUUUACUUGAAAAAAGAACUGAGGUGGUAGUGUAAUAUUUUGUACCUUUACCACUACACAACCUCUCUCUUACCUAUUUUCCUCUCCUCUUUAAUUGUACCGAUCUCAACUCUGCCACCACCCAUCUCCUCCGGUCCGGCUGACCAUAUUUUCCGUUCGACAAUCUCCGUCCAUCUAUUCCUGCUUAAUAUCUGAUGUGAAUCAUUGCUAAAAGGAUUUAAGCAAACUCAAAUCAUUUCUCUUGCUGUAAAAUAUAAUCUAUUAGUUGCUGGAGGAUUUCAAAAACUUAUUUGGAAGUGGAAAGGUCUUAAUCCCGUAGCCACACACACUCAGUGAACACACCGAUGCUCAAGGAGAAGGCUCACCGAGUCUCUCAGCAACUUUCAUUAUCUUCUGCAGCUUCCCAACGUUGGAGAACCGAAGUCCAGAGAAACCAACUAGCUUCCAAAAUCUCAUCUAUUCUCCUACAGAGACACAACUGGGUUCAACUCCUCCAAAACCUCAAACUCACCCCACCUCUCUUCCUCCAAAUCCUACAUAGGAUCCAGAACAACCCACGCAUCUCGCUGGACUUCUUUCAUUGGGCCAAAUCGCAUCUUGGGUUUGAAUCAGACCUCAAAUCCCAAUGUCAUGUCAUCCAAAUCUCACUCGGGUCUGGCUUUACUCAAUCUGUGAAGCCCCUUUUGGAUUCUCUGGUUCAGAGCUACCCUGCACCAGUUCUUGUAGAGCACUUGACUCUGUCAUGUAAAGGUAAAAAUUCUCUGUUCCUAUCUUUGAGCUUUGUUCUCGAAACUUACGGACGGAAGGGUUUGUUCAGAGAAGGCUUAGAGGUUUAUGGAAAAAUGAGAGUUCAUGGUUAUACCCCCUCGAUUAGUGUCUGCAAUGUUCUUCUUGAUGCUAUUCAACGAGGGAAUGAGAUUAGAUUGGCUUGGUCCUUUUAUGGUGCCAUACUUCGAAAUGGGGUCUUGCCGAAUAAAUUUACAUGGUCCCUGAUAGCACGAAUUAUUGGUAGAAAUGGGGAACAUGAAAGAAUAGCUAGAAUUAUAGAAUUGGGUGUUUAUAGUUCUGAGAUAUAUAAUUCUCUUCUUGAUUGUCUUACCAAAAGUGGGAACUUUAAAGCUUCAUUUGAUUGCUUAAAUGAGAUGCAUGAAAGAAAACUUAACCCGGGUUUCAGUACUUUGAGCUUGAUUCUCAAUGGGGCUUGUAAAUAUGAAAAUUCUGAAGCGAUUGCUAGAAUAAUGAGUAUUAUGGUUGAAAACGAACUCAUUUCUAUGAGUCCUUUAUGUGAAUAUGAUACAGUGAUACAAAAACUUUGUGGCUUGAACCGAACAUAUGCAGCUGAGAUGUUCUUUAGGAAAGCUUUUGAUGAAAAUAUUGGAUUGCAGGAUGCUACUUACGGGUAUAUGCUAAGGGUGUUGUCUAAAGAAGAGAGAACGGAUAUAGCAAUUUGGAUAUACAGUCUAAUUUCUGAGAAGGGUGUUGUAUUGAAUGAGGCGACUUAUAAUGCAUUUGCUAGUGUCCUUCUCAGGAAAGAGCAAUCUGAGGAGGUAUGUGAGUUGUUAAUGGAACUUAUAAAAAGAGGAUUUAGUCCUUGCUCAUCAGAUUUGUCUGGAUUUUUAGCGGUUUUAUGUAGAAAGGGCAGAUGGAGAGAGGCAGAAGACAUGUUGAAUGUGAUAUUGGACAAAGGACUUUUGCCUGAUUCAUUAUCUUGUUGCUCGUUAGUGGAGCAUUACUGUUUUAGCAAACAGAUAGAGUCAGCUAUCAAAUUGCAUGAUAAGAUGGAAAAAAUGAACCUUAGUUUGGAUGUAACAACUUACAAUGUACUUCUUAAUGGCCUGGUUGUGGUAAGGAGAAUGGAAGAAGCAGUCAGGGUGUUUGAUCACAUGAGAAGCCACCAAAAGCUAAGCAGUGCCAGUUUUACAGUUAUGAUUCAAGGGCUUUCUCGUUUAAAUGAACUCAGGAAAGCCUUGAAACUUCAUGAUGAGAUGUUGAAGAUGGGACUUAAGCCAGAGGAAGCAACGUAUAAGAGUUUAAUAUUUGUGUUUAAGUAAGAUAAAUUUUUUGUAGCGCAUUCACUCUAUUCGGUUAAGCUGACUGUAACCAUUUUUUGAAUUUUUUUUUUAAUAUUAAAUUUACAUGGUUGUUC
Humulus lupulus (European hop) is the source of this 2339-nucleotide messenger RNA. RefSeq names its product pentatricopeptide repeat-containing protein At4g21170. Gene Ontology annotation, molecular function: protein binding. The record is from RefSeq and is a predicted model, not a curated record. The coding region runs from base 538 to 2244 and encodes 568 amino acids. The transcript has 3 exons. Lineage: Eukaryota; Viridiplantae; Streptophyta; Magnoliopsida; Rosales; Cannabaceae.